GCUGAUUUUUUAGAAAUUGUGCUCCAGUGGUUCCUUGCUUUCCCUGAAGGAGGCAUUAUUGCUGAGUCCAGGGCACCUGGUUCUGCCGGCAAGGACCAGCGCAGUUCUCCCAGGUGGAUGGCCAAGAAGACGUCUGCAGGCUGACGACUCUGGUCUUUGCUCCCUCCAGAAACUCUCCAAAGAGAGGCAGAUAGAUAGAUAGAUAGAUAGAUAGAUAGAUAGAUAGAUAGAUAGAUAUCGGGAUACAUCUACAUUUUCUCUCUCCUUUCCCUCGCUCUCUCCUGGCGUUGCAUCUUGGGCGGAAGAAUGGUUGCAGAAGUCCAAGAGGUUAUUUUUGGCCUGGGAUGCUUGCUCCUUUAUUUAACUCUGGAAACCGAUGCCGAUCCGGAUGUCUCCUGCAUAUUUAACAGCAAGAAGUACAAGGCAGGGGAGAGCUGGCACCCUUACCUGGAGCCGCAAGGAGUGAUGUACUGCAUCAGGUGCACCUGCUCUGAGGAUACCAAUGUCAGCUGCUCCCAAAUCCAGUGCCUGCCUCUUCAGUGUCCGAAUCCCAUCAGCGACCCACACCAAUGCUGUCCCAAGUGCCCAGAGCUGCUCACCCCGCCUGGGGUCCAGACGCCAGCCAAUUCCUCCUGCCGCUACAACGGAACAGCCUACCGGCAUGGCGACAUCUUCACCCACAACGAGCUCUUCCCUUCCAGGCAGACAAAUCAGUGCACCCAGUGCAGUUGCUCGGAAGGCCACAUUUACUGUGGCCUGGUGACCUGCCCAGAGGUGCUGUGUGCCUCUCCCGAAACCAUACCAGGCUCCUGCUGCCAAGUCUGCAGAGAUAAUUCCUUUGAGAGGUUGAUAGAAGAGCCCCAAUUAAACAGAGGCGUCAGGCACCCCCGUUACCACUGCGCAGUGGGCGCCGGGAGCAGAGGAUCUGCCGGAGCAGUUGAUCCCCCGACGGGCGCCUCGCUGGAACUGAUCCCCAAGAGCAUCAAGCAGAAAGUGAGGAGCGGCGGAACGACGGUCAGAAUCAUCCUGAAGGAGCAGAACAAAAAAGCUUGUGUCUACAACGGGAAGACCUACUCGCACGGAGAAGUGUGGCACCCCACGAUCCGCCACUUUGUGCUCCUGCCCUGCAUCCUGUGCACGUGCAAAGAUGGGAGCCAGGAUUGCCGGAAGAUCACAUGCCCCAAGGAGUACCCCUGCGAGGAACCCGAAAAUGUGGAAGGGAAAUGUUGUAAAGUCUGCCCAGAGGACAAAGAGGCGCCCACGGACAGCGGGGUCGAUACCACCAGAUGCCAAGUGUCCGUCUACAUGUUUGUUCCAUCCUCCGCCUCGGAGAACCCCAAAGAGAACUUGAGGAAGAUUGCGAUCGAGCGGGAAUCCUCGGAAGAUGUCGAGAUCUACAUCUGGAAGCUCGUGAAAGGAAUCUUUCAUUUGAUCCAGAUCAAGAAGGUCAAGAAACAAGAGUUCCGGCAAGAAGUGCAGAACUUCCGGCUAGUUUCCAGGACAAAUGAAGCUUACUGGAACACGUUCCUGGUGCAAGGCCCAGAGGCGAAGAUCUCCGAAAGUCCGGACAGAGAAAUCAAGAACUUGUAAAAGAAUUGGGGGUGGGGGGUGGAGUCUAUUGAUAUUAAUAUAUAUGGGGGAAAGUUGCCUUAUUGAGUAAACUAUCGCCGCGGAAGCAGGAAAGACAAUCUGCAACAAGCUUUGUGAAAAUGCCAGCAAAUUAACCCAUGGGAAUGAGGACGACCAAUAUGGCUGCUUGACUUCAACACUCUAGAUCCUGCCGAUGCAACCAGCCUUUCCAA
Messenger RNA from Podarcis muralis (Common wall lizard), 1802 nucleotides. RefSeq names its product chordin like 2 (gene CHRDL2). The record is from RefSeq and is a predicted model, not a curated record. NCBI's taxonomy places the organism in Eukaryota, Metazoa, Chordata, Lepidosauria, Squamata, Lacertidae. Gene Ontology annotation, biological process: negative regulation of BMP signaling pathway; cell differentiation. Gene Ontology annotation, molecular function: BMP binding.